UUCUCGGACCAAAGGCAUUUCUCGCGUUGCUUUACGUGAUUGACACGCACUACUACAACAACAUGUCGAGCCUUGAUGAUACUGAAGACGUUGCUUUGGAUUUUGGGUCGGAAGAUGACUGGAGAAGGCACAGAGCUGUACGCUAUCCAGGGGCAGCUUUCUUCCAUCUUUUCUUCCGCAUUGGUGCAGUAGUAUCUUACCUCUUCUGCAGUUUUUACCAGACCAGUUUCAUCAUCAAUUUCAUCAUCAUUCUCUUCUUUGUCUCGUUGGAUUUCUGGACCGUCAAGAACGUGACGGGGCGUUUGUUGGUUGGUCUGAGGUGGUGGAAUCACAUAGAUGAGGAUGGAACAAGCCAUUGGGUUUAUGAAUCAAGGAAGGGAUCCAAGAAAAACACUGAAACAGCAACAGAAGCAAGGUUAUUCUGGCUGGGCUUGGUCAUCUUUCCCCUGCUUUGGGUCAUCUUUGUAUUUGUCAAUCUUUUUUCACUCCGAUUUGCGUGGCUGGUUGUAACAAUUGUUGCUCUGAUGCUAAGCGGAGCUAAUCUUUAUGGUUACAUCAGAUGUAAAGUGGGUUCUAAGAAGCAACUGUCAACCAUUGCUACACAGUUUCUUGGUCAGCAAAUGAUGAGCAGGGCAAUGGCCAGUGCAACUGGAGCCGGUGGGGACAGUGGAUAGGAAGACAGUGUUCAACAACUCAUGUAAGAAGAGAAUUUACUAUGUAUAGAAUUAUUUAUUACCAUUGUAAACUCUAAGAGUUUCAUUGUUUGUGCAGACUUUGUCCGUUUAGUCAUUGCACCUGUAGGAUACCAAUAGCCACUGCCUCACAAACUCAACAUGUUAUUGGUUUACGAUUGUCAUACCCCAUUCCUGGUAUUGGCUUUUGAAAAUCUUGGGUCAACAGACUUGAUUGAAGGCACUGGACAUUGGUAAUUACUCAUAAAGACAAUGCAAUUAUUCCAAGAAAAGGUUUUUUAUUGGCAAAGUAAAGCAGCAGUGAUGUUGAACACAGUACUGUUGAGGGAGAAAAUGUCUUAACUGGAGUUUUUUUUAACGAGAGAUAAUGGUGAAGGUGACUUGUAAAGACAAUGUAACAAUAUGUACAUAAAGAGUGUGGGAAUGUAACGGCUAGAAAUGCUUCACAAGCAGUACGUAGCUUUACUUAGAAGGUGCUGGUUAAAGGCAGUGGACACUAUUGGUAAUAACUCACAAUAAUUGUUAGCAUUUUUUUAUUAAUACUAUUAUUGGUUUAUUAAAAAUUUAAACAUCGCAGCCGAGGGCUGAAUUGAGUUUAAAAGAUACACAACAAGAAUAUACGUUGUAAAAACAUUUUAAAAUGUUACUUGGUAAUGAGUAAUGGGGAGCUGUUGGUAGUAUAAAACAUUGUGAGAAACG
Molecule: messenger RNA, 1391 nt
Organism: Asterias rubens (European starfish)
Lineage: Eukaryota; Metazoa; Echinodermata; Asteroidea; Forcipulatida; Asteriidae
Product: Golgi apparatus membrane protein TVP23 homolog B-like
Exons: 6
Coding region: 63-674 (203 amino acids)
Biological process (GO): protein secretion; vesicle-mediated transport
Cellular component (GO): Golgi membrane
Source: RefSeq, a predicted model, not a curated record